GUAAAAUGGGUAAAACAAGGAAAAAAUAGGGAGAGAACAGAGCUCGAUCGGAAUUCCGAAAGUUCCGAUUUCCGGCAUUUUCGAUAUUUCCGAUCGACCUCUGGUGAGAAGAAAGACCCGUCCCGAGCCCCUAAACGACGUCAAGGACAUCUAAACGACGCUAUUCUACCUUUUAUAUUUUUAGCUUUCUUUAUUAUGAUCGAAUCUUAAAUCCGCCUCUAUAUGGUCAUCCAUUUAUUCCCCAAUCUCAUUUAUUAAACAAUUCAUUGGGCAUGGAACUCGAAUAACUCCCUAAUUUUACUUGGGGAAAGGGAAAACUUUAUUAUUUUUAUUACUGCUUUUAUUUUUAAAUAAAUAUUUGUCUUGAUUUAUUUUUUAAAUUUAUUUUUCUCGUUUAAUCGAUGCAUAUUUUAAUUUAAAAAAUUAUUAAUAUUUUUUUAAAUGAUUUUAAGGAUGCUUAAAGUGUUAAAAACUUUGCGGAUUAAUUCUUUGCGUCAAUUGAGCAAGUUUGCUUCUGCAAAUGAAGCUCUGGAACAACGCGGGGAUGUUUUAAAUUUGUCUGAACUUUCUAAUGGGCUUCGUGUUGCUUCAAGUUUGAACGGUCGACCGACUACUACGAUUGGUGUUUGGAUCGCUGGCGGUUCCCAACUUGAAACCAACGAAAAUAAUGGUGUGGCUACUGUUUUUGAAAAUAUUGUUCACAUGGGCUCAACAAAGCGUACUUCUAUUGAUCUUCAAAAAGAUCUUUCAAAAAUUGGAGCAAGUUUGUUUUCGUAUACAUCAAGAGAGCACUCCACAUUUUUUGUUGAAUGUUUCCCUAAUGAUGUUGAGAAAGUUGUUGAAAUCCUCUCUGAUGUUUUGACAAAUACAAAUAUUGACCAAUCCAAAUUAGAACAACAAAGAGCCGAUGCUCUCAAACGUUUAGAUUCUUAUGAAGACGAAAAUCGACAAGGAGUUGUUAUGGAUUAUCUUCAUAUGACUGCUUUUCAAGGAACUACAAUGGCUCAUUCUCCUCUUGGAAACUCCAAAGCUUUAGAAUGUGAAGACUUUGGCUGAUUUCAAGGCUGAUCUUUGCAA
Molecule: messenger RNA, 1077 nt
Organism: Meloidogyne enterolobii
Lineage: Eukaryota; Metazoa; Nematoda; Chromadorea; Rhabditida; Meloidogynidae
Source: the annotation of a GenBank genome assembly